UCACAUCACAAAGCAAUUUCUCGACUGUUCUUAUUUCUUUGUGAUUAUUCGUCGUCAUUUAUGUCUUGCAUUACACUAUUGCACGUGAUUACAAGUUGCUGUGCAUGUGCUCAGAACGGGUAAACUGAUUGUGUUUUUGUUGCUGUUGCUGCCAUACACCUUCCUUCAUGUGGACUGGCUGUUCGCAAGAAGAGCUCAGUUUGAGGUUCUUGUUGAAAUCGAAUGCCUUGGAUACGGUGAUUUUAGGAUGAACAUAAAGGGAAGAAAACAUUGCUGAUUUGUGUAAGAGAGGUGCAAUAUUCAUUGAUGCUGCUUCGUUCUCAGGCAUCUAGUGUCAGGAAAACCAUUGUGAAUUAUGGUAUUCAAGUGUACAUGCAAAUUACUUGGUCGAUUUCCACCUGGAUUUGGAAAGAAAUCUCUCGGGGCCACAAUUAAACCACUCAUCGUUGCAGGAGCCGCCCAUCAAAGACACACAGGAAAUUUAGGCGAUACAUUUAUCCAAUUCAAAAUAGGAUCUAGACAUUUUCAUUCAAGUAACGCAAUAUAUAGCUUACUGCAAAAACAUAAAAGGGAAAUCGCACAGAAAAAACCAAAAUCACCACAAGAUGGACCAGAGCCAUCAUAUGAACGAAUAAGCUUCUCUGAAGAAAAGUUUUAUCAUCAUCAUUAUCAAUUUAUAUGUGAACAUGGCGGGGUGCUACCGAACAUUACAAUCGCGUUCGAAACUUGGGGAAAACUUAACCGAAGGAAAGACAACGCCGUUCUGAUAUUCUCUGGUCUUUCUGGGUCUUCACAUGCAAAAAGUCACCAGGGUGUCGAAAAUUCAAGGACUGGCUGGUGGGAGAAUUUCAUCGGCCCUGGCGGAAAAAUUGACACAGAAAAAUACUUUGUCAUAUGUGCAAAUCAUCUAGGCGGAUGUUUUGGAACCACCGGCCCAAGUUCCAUCAACCCAAACACCAAGCUGCCCUAUGGAGGUGAUUUCCCCAUUAUUUCAGUAAAAGACUUGGUAGACGCCCAGUUUCUUCUCAUAGAUCACCUUGGAAUAAAAAGUCUUCAUGCUGUUGUUGGUUCUUCUCUUGGUGGAAUGGCCUCUCUCUUGGCUGCCUCCUUGUAUCCUCAGAGGAUCAAGAAGAUGGUCAGCAUCUCUGCCGCUGUUUCUGCCCAUCCAACGGCCAUUGCUUUUCGUUACAUACAACGACAAGCGUUGAUGUCCGACCCAGCUUGGCGUAGAGGGCAUUAUUACAGCAAAGGCUUGCCUGUAAGGGGAAUGCAGCUUGCGCGGAAGAUUGCCACAUUGACAUACCGCAGCGGUCCCGAAUGGAAUGAAAGAUUUGGGCGAAAAAGAGUAGAAAGCAGCGACAUCGUGUAUCCUCGACUUGACGUUGCCGAAUUUGAAAUCGAGGAUUACAUUCGCCACCAGGGUGAAAACUUUUUUCAGAAAAGUCAAUACGACCCGAAUUCGCUUCUUUAUUUGACCAAGGCAAUGGACCUUUUUGAUCUGAGUGUUGGGUACAACUCAAUGGAGGAGAGUGUGGCUAGAAUGAAAAUGCCUUGUCUUAUAAUGGGUGCAUCUUCAGAUUUGCUGUUCCCGGCGACUCAACAAGUUGAGCUAGCUGAAUUGCUAAAGAGUUCAGGAAACGAGAAUGUUACUUUGAUUCUGAUCGAGGGGAAAUAUGGACAUGACACAUUUCUUUUAGAUGUCGAAGGAAUGGGAACACAUACGAAGAUGUUCUUAGAAACGCACUGAUGGUUAAUAACCAGAGAAUUAUCCAAGUUUUUCUUCAGCAGGCAUCGCUUGUUAGAUCCAUAAAUCUGAGCAUUUACCUUUAUCAAUAACUCCUGAAAAUUAACUUUAUCAAUAAUUCUACAGCCAUUUACCUGAUUCGGAUCUCUCUGAUCAAGCACCUUCUUUCUAGAAUGGUUUAAGUUCAUGAACGCAAAUUAAUUUGUCCAAUCCCUUUUUAAUGGAGUAUUUAAGAAAAGUCAUUCCUGUACUUUUAUGCUUUGAUUGUUUUUGCUGUAGCCUUAGGUUAAACUCUUGGAAGGGAAUUAUCAAAAUCAAUAAUAUUUUCAAUAAAUCAGUAACUUUUUAUCAAAUCUUUGUUAUUAGUGAUUGCUAUCGCCUUUAGGUGUUCCUUCAUGAUGUAUUUUAUUGUGUUUUAUCGCGUUAUUAUUAAGGCCGAUUUGGUCUUUUCAAUCCCUUCAAUGCCCAGAUUUUGACUUAAACCUAUCGUUCUAUAGUUUUUAAGCACAUUUGAUAUCAGACAAAGUG
Messenger RNA from Rhopilema esculentum, 2272 nucleotides. RefSeq lists its product as uncharacterized. Gene Ontology annotation, cellular component: mitochondrion. The record is from RefSeq and is a predicted model, not a curated record. Gene Ontology annotation, molecular function: L-serine O-acetyltransferase activity; homoserine O-acetyltransferase activity. NCBI's taxonomy places the organism in Eukaryota, Metazoa, Cnidaria, Scyphozoa, Rhizostomeae, Rhizostomatidae. Gene Ontology annotation, biological process: L-homoserine metabolic process.